Soboliphyme baturini is the source of this 288-nucleotide messenger RNA. The record is from the annotation of a GenBank genome assembly. NCBI's taxonomy places the organism in Eukaryota, Metazoa, Nematoda, Enoplea, Dioctophymatida, Soboliphymatidae.
AUGUACGGCAUCCCGUCCGAUAUGCCAAGUCAAGCAUUGUUGGGCUGGGGUAGUACUUGGAUCGGAGACGGCCUAGGAAUUCCCAGUGUCGAAGUAUUUCUUGUUCUCGCCUGUUGCGUAUUCAUCACCCUACAAUAUCGUUCCUAUCAUUUCUUAAGCCACAUUCGUUUUUGUUUUCACGUCCUUCGCACUAUCAGUCUCCCGGCAAAUCGUUUCAAUGAAAAGUCGCUCUUUCAAACCACCGGUUCUGUGCAGUCUGUCUCUGUUUCAAACUACUUGUUAAUCUAG